UAUCAUGUCUGACCAUCUACUAGUAGCAGCUAUAGACUUUGGUACGACAUAUUCUGGAUAUGCCUUUUCAACAAUAGCUAACUUUAAACUUGAUCCACUGAAGAUACAUGCUAAUCAGGCUUGGAAUGCUGGAGGAAGACAACUCCUUUCCCUUAAAACACCAACAUGUCUACUCCUAAACGAGAAAAAAGAACUGGCUUCCUUUGGAUUUGAAGCAGAGAACGAGUAUGCAGAACUGGUACUAGACGAGAAACACCACGAUCACUAUUACUUCACAAGAUUUAAAAUGAAAUUAUAUCAGACUAAGGAUUUAAGUGAAGAUAUGAAACUUGAAGACGUAGCUGGUAAAAGUUUAAUGGCUAUAGAUGUGUUUGGUCAAUCUAUCAAAGCACUAAAAGACCAUUUGUUGAAAUUGUUGAUUACUGAGGGGACUGGUGUUCAACCACAUGAGAUUAAGUGGGUACUAACAGUUCCAGCUAUUUGGCCUGAUAGCGCUAAGCAAUUCAUGAGAAAAAGCGCUGAAAAGGCAGGCAUCGACCAUAAAAAGCUUUGCAUUGCCCUUGAGCCAGAGGCUGCCUCUAUACAUUGUCAAUACCUACCUACAGAGAAGCUGAAGGGUGCCACUGACGGAUUUACUGUGAGAGAAACAGGACAAAAGUAUAUGGUUAUUGACUUGGGAGGUGGCACUGCAGAUAUAACAGUACACCAAAAACUAGAAGGAGGUCAUCUAAAAGAGCUGUGUCAUGCCAGUGGUGGUGACUGUGGUGGAACAUCUGUUGAUAAUGCAUUCGUUCAGAUGAUAGUCAAAAUUCUAGGUGCACCUUUAAUCAACCUUCUGAAACAAGAGGAUCCAUCUGCCUAUUUAGAUUUGCUUCGAGAGUUCGAAACUGUAAAGCGCAAAAUAGAAUCAACCACAUCUGGAAAGGUAAACUUCACCGUUCCCUGCGCAACCAUCAAUACUCUUUGCGAAAAACAUCAAAAUGAAAGUUUUAAAUCAAUGAUAGAGGCAUCGCCCUUUGCCAACCAAAUUGCACUCAGAGGAGACAAACUAAGAGUAGAUGCCGAUAUUAUGAAAAAUUUGUUUUCACUGACUGUAAACAACAUAAUCAAAUUAGUCAAAGAUGUCCUGCGAAAUCCUGUAGUCAGUGAUGUUCAACUUCUACUGUUGGUUGGAGGAUUCUCCGAAUGCCCUCUUAUACAAUCCGCCAUGAAAAAAGUAUUUUCCCACAAGCGCAUUGUAAUACCAGAGGAAGCUGGAUUAUCUGUAUUGAAAGGGGCAGUUCUGUUUGGGCACAAACCUGAUUAUAUUGCUUCGCGUGUCAUGCGAUUUUCCUAUGGGACGGAUGUAUCAGUAUCGUUUGAUCCGAACGUCCAUGAAAUUUCCAGGAAAAUAAUAAGACACGGAGAGCAGCGUUGUGACGACACGUUUUCUAUGAUAAUAGAAAAAGACCAGUCUGUUCCAGUUGGAACCAAGAUCACACGAGGCUUUACAACUGCAAAUCCAUAUCAAGCUAAAAUGGGAAUGAGAAUUUUUGCAUCUACCCAAAAAAAUCCCUCAUACGUUGAUGAAGAGAAUUGCCAUUUCAUUGGGGAUGCUACUAUUGACAUUCCAUGUCCAACCGAACAGAAGCGAUCAGUUGAGGUGAACUAUAUUUUCGGAAAUACUGAAAUUAGCAUGAUAGCUAAAGAAGAACUGCAUGGGUCUACAUGCAAUGCAAGUUUCAAUCUGAUUUGAAUAAACUGCAGA
Molecule: messenger RNA, 1747 nt
Organism: Mytilus trossulus (common blue mussel)
Lineage: Eukaryota; Metazoa; Mollusca; Bivalvia; Mytilida; Mytilidae
Product: heat shock 70 kDa protein 12A-like
Exons: 4
Coding region: 5-1735 (576 amino acids)
Molecular function (GO): ATP-dependent protein folding chaperone; ATP binding
Source: RefSeq, a predicted model, not a curated record